Trematosphaeria pertusa is the source of this 1611-nucleotide messenger RNA. RefSeq lists its product as uncharacterized. The transcript has 3 exons. The record is from RefSeq and is a predicted model, not a curated record. NCBI's taxonomy places the organism in Eukaryota, Fungi, Ascomycota, Dothideomycetes, Pleosporales, Trematosphaeriaceae. The coding region runs from base 1 to 1611 and encodes 536 amino acids.
AUGGCCAGCUAUCGCGAAAAGCUAGCCGCCCAAAAGGACCGGCGGCAACGGUCUGUACGCAAAGGGAAACAUCCUCAAGGUGUCGGCAAAGCAAACGCGCAGAGACAUGUUCGUAGAAGCGCACGUCUGAACCCGGAGUACAGCGAAAACACCGAGCACCACUACCCUCUGCCGGCGAACAAGACCCUGUGCAAAGAGGGCAGGCGGCCUGCUCCGCCAUCCAAGGCUCGAAAGCGAUCGCGUGAAGUCGAAAACCCGCUUAACGACGACCACCUACCCGCGCCCCUCCGAAAGCGACCACGGACAUCUCCAGACUUCACCGUUGAAAGGCCGAGCGAUCAAGAAGCACCAUUUUGCGGCAGGAGUACCCAAAUUGAUCCCAUCGAUCAUUGGCGGAAGGAACAAACUUGGCCAAAGGAAUAUUUUGAGCCGGACGCAAUCAGUCAUUUGCUUGCAAGGAGGAAGUCAACACCUUCCCUUCGGCGUAAACGAUCGGAGUCGGGCUUCCUCGCGGCUGGCUCCAAUACACCAAGCGACCAAAGGCCGAGAGAGGAGAAGACCGCACCAUAUCAGGAUCCGCGUUAUAAGACCCUACUGGAAACCAAGGGCAGUUUCAUGCGCAAUUAUGUAGGCACAAAUGAGGAGGGAAUCAAGGAGGAUAGCAAGCGUCUUUGGCAGACCUUGCUAGGGACGGAGCAAAACAUCCCUCAGGCCUCGCUAUUUGACGAUGAUAUAUUCAGCAAGACCUGCGACAUGAUGGAUGGCCGGGACGAAGCGAAGGUUAUCCAAGACAUUAGUCGGCUACUCGUUCCAUCAGCUCAGGCUCUGGCUACACGUAGCGCCAGACUUGAAUGUCUUAUUGAAAGUGUCAACGAAGGCUGGAAUAACGCCAUCCCUUUAACUGGUACUCGUCCGCAGCCUGACUACUCCGUGGGAUUUAAACGCGAGGCGUUUACAGGAGAUCAGCUCGACAAGCUUUCACCCCUCAUUGGCGACUUUAUCGCUGGCGACCAAUCCUUCUUUAUGGCCACGUCCUAUAUGUACUUCCCGUUCCUAACGUGCGAAGUAAAAUGCGGUGCUGCAGCACUUGAUAUCGCAGACCGGCAGAAUGCUCACAGCAUGACCCUUGCAGUCAGAGCGAUCGUCGAGCUUUUCCGCCUUGUAAAGCGCGAACAAGAGCUCCACCGGCAAAUCCUGGCCUUCUCGAUCUCCCACGACCACCGGUCGGUAAGAAUCUACGGCCAUUACCCUGUGAUCAAGGGAAAAGACACUACCUUUUAUCGUCACCCCAUCCGCACCUUCGACUUCACAGAACUGGAAGGCAGAGAGAAGUGGUCGGCAUACAAGUUCACCAAGAACGUCUAUGAUAUAUGGAUGCCAAAGCACUUAGACGGAAUCCGCUCUGUCAUUGACGAGCUCCCGUCUGAUUUCGACUUUGAAGUCCCGCUGCUCUUAGAGGAAUCCGGACUUUCGCAAGACUUGGAAAGUCAUCAUCUCUCGCGAUCAUUCACGGAGCCAGAAUCUAUACCGGGGGAGCAUGGCAGCCAGUCGGCCAUUGUUGACGCAGGAGAUAUCACCCCCGACACCUCAUUUACUGGACAAGGUGCAUAA